Mytilus trossulus (common blue mussel) is the source of this 2461-nucleotide messenger RNA. Its product is annotated as sodium-dependent phosphate transport protein 2B-like. The record is from RefSeq and is a predicted model, not a curated record. Gene Ontology annotation, molecular function: sodium:phosphate symporter activity. The coding region runs from base 111 to 1976 and encodes 621 amino acids. Gene Ontology annotation, cellular component: membrane. Gene Ontology annotation, biological process: sodium-dependent phosphate transport. The transcript has 9 exons. NCBI's taxonomy places the organism in Eukaryota, Metazoa, Mollusca, Bivalvia, Mytilida, Mytilidae.
AAAAGACACACGCAAACCUAAAAGUCUACAUUAUGUACAUGUUUGUCAAAUAUUAUUAAUAAGUAACAAAUUAUUGAUAAUAUACAUUUUUAAAACAAACAGGAAUAAUCAUGGAAACCGUUUCAGACACGACAGCUACAGGUAAAACAGUUACUUCAAAAAAGAAUGCUUUUAAAAACCAUGAAAAAGAAGAUAGUCAUGAAUUUGACCCGUGGGCGAUCAGCACAAAAGAAACUGAUGAUGGAGUGAACUGGAAAGAUAUGACAGUAUGUAACAGAUUUAUUUAUCUAAUAACUGUGCUGUUGAAGAUUAUUCUCAUCUUUGGAUUUUUAUACCUAUUCAUAUGUGCACUAGGGUUCCUUAGUGAUGCCUUCAAGUUAGUCGGAGGUAAAGCUGCUGGAAAAGUUUUCCGAGAAAACGACAUACUAACGAACCCUGUCGCUGGACUAAUGAUCGGUGUAUUGGUGACAGUUCUUUUACAAAGUUCUUCAACUACGACAUCGAUAAUAAUCACAAUGGUAGGGUCUGAAAUAAUUCCAAUAAAAACCGCCAUACCAAUGGUAAUGGGAGCAAAUAUCGGAACAUCAGUGACAAAUACCCUCGUUUCAUUGGCACAAUCCAGUGACAGAGAGGUGUUCCGAAAGGCUUUUGGCGGCGCAACAGUGCACGAUAUGUUUAAUUGGUUGACUGUUAUUGUAUUGCUUCCGAUUGAAUCGGCUGUUCACUACCUAUAUCAUUUAACGGGAGCUAUUGUGCGCAGCUUAGAGCUUUCGAAAUCUGGAAAGAAGAAAGAUUUACUGAAAGUUAUUACAAAACCAUUUACUGGUCUUAUUGUUAAGGUUGACAAACACGUGAUUACAAAUAUAGCAUUGAACAAAGAGGGUGCCGAAGAGGGUUCAGUAUUAAAAAGAUGGUGCAAGAUUGUAUAUAUCCUAUACAACAGUACUGUGAGUCACCAUGAAAAUUAUAAUUCUACAUUAAUUGAACAGUUAGAAACGGAGGGAACAAGAUACACUUUAGGAAUAAUGGCCGACAGUAACACGUCUUUCAUAAAAUGGGAGACCAACGAGACACUAGUAAAGAAAAUAAAUAUGGAAAGAUGUCACAACUUGUUUGCUCAGACGGAUCUAUCAGAUUCAACCAUAGGAGCAUUACUUCUUGUAAUAUCUCUCUUUGUUAUUGCUGUGGCACUGGUAUUUAUGGUCAAACUCCUUAAUUCACUGCUUAAAGGAUCUGUAGCCAAAGUCGUAAAAAAGUUCAUCAAUUCUGAUUUUCCAGGCUUGUUCAAAUAUCUAACAGGAUAUGUUGCAAUCCUUAUAGGAACAGGAACAACGAUGAUUAUCCAGAGUAGCUCCGUGUUCACAUCUAUACUUACACCGUUAGUUGGUGUUGGAGUUGUUUCCCUUGAUCGUAUGCUUCCUUUGACUCUUGGUGCUAAUAUCGGAACUUGUCUGACAGGCAUACUAGCCGCAUUAGCCAAUCCAGCAAAAGCGAUACCGAAUGCUCUACAAGUUGCACUCUGUCAUUUAUUUUUCAAUAUUUCCGGCUUUCUUUUGUUCUAUCCGAUUCCAAUUACAAGAAAAGCACCUAUAAACUUAGCGAAAGGACUGGGCAAUAUAACAGCAAAGUAUCGAUGGUUUCCUAUCUUAUAUUUAAUACUUGUUUUCGUUGCCCUUCCGGGAUUUAUUUUUUUUUUAUCAUUAGCAGGAACGAUACCUUUUGCUGUUGUCGGUUCAAUUAUACUAUUAUUCUUAGUGUGCCUUAUUGUCAUAAAUAUUGCACAAAAGUAUUGCCGCAGCAGGCUGCCAAGUUGUUUGAGGAAUUGGGACUUUUUGCCAUUGUGUUGUCGUUCAUUAAAACCAAUUGACAAGCUAAUUUCCAGUGUUUUGGGAAUAUUCGUAUGCUGCCGCAACCAGGAAAAGGAAGAAGACAUGUCGGGAAAAGGUUCGAAUAACAAAGCAUUCACAAUUUUGUAAUUUGAACAUAUACAUUUAUGAAUCAGUUUUGUAUAUUUUACAGGCUCAUUCAUAAACUAUGUAUAAAUAUUGAUAUUACACAAUGUACCUUUUAUAUCUUUUUUUAAUUAAGUUUACGUAAUAUGUAAAGAAAUAAUGAAUGACUAAGGUAAAUAGAGAAUAGUUUGGUAUGGUUAACUUUCAUUGGCUCAUUUUCAUUACAUUAAUACAGCAGUGCCUCCUGUCGGACUCUUUGAUCAUUGAGAUUAUAUUCCGCUAUGUUGUCAAUUAUACAGAAGUAGUGAGCUUGGGCUUUUUUCUGCUCUUUCGUCUUGUUGUUUCUUUGACCCAUUCCCCGUUUCCAUUUUGUUUGUGAUUAAUAAUGAACAUUGUAAAUAAUUAAACUACAUGUAUGACCAUAUAUAGGGAUAUAAUAUUUAAUUUUGAUUUUUGUAUGACGUAACGUAGGCAAAAUAUAUCUGUCUCUUUGUACAUUUCUACUUUAA